AUGAAAAGAGUCAUAGAUGUUGUAGCCAUUGGACUUCUAUUUCUUGGAAAGAUCCUCAAUUUGAAAAGAGAUGAUGGCUUCCAAAUGAAUGAAGUGAUCGUGGCUCUAUGGGACAUCAUGGGUUUAUGGCCUUUAGUUUACAGUAUGCUGCUUCUUCCAACUGGUAGAAGGGGAAGGAAAAGGCUAUUGGCUUCUUCCCUUGUUAGUGAUUCUAUUUUUAGGGCCAUCUCUCUAUCUUCUCCUAUGGUUUCGUUUUCAGCAGUUCCAGUUUCACCAUGCCCAGCAGUAUUGGAUGACAAAUGA
Messenger RNA from Fraxinus pennsylvanica, 303 nucleotides. Lineage: Eukaryota; Viridiplantae; Streptophyta; Magnoliopsida; Lamiales; Oleaceae. The record is from the annotation of a GenBank genome assembly.